Zingiber officinale is the source of this 556-nucleotide messenger RNA. RefSeq names its product heavy metal-associated isoprenylated plant protein 47-like. The transcript has 3 exons. The record is from RefSeq and is a predicted model, not a curated record. Bases 129 to 356 code for a protein of 75 amino acids. NCBI's taxonomy places the organism in Eukaryota, Viridiplantae, Streptophyta, Magnoliopsida, Zingiberales, Zingiberaceae.
CUAAAUAAUUGAGCCACUGCUGCCUAUAUAAAGCUCCUUCCUUGUGCAUUCCUCUCAAUAAGCUAGCUAUUGAGAAUUUGAGAUCACACAUCUUCUCCAACCCACAUUCAGAUCUCAAAAAGAAGAAUAUGAAGCAGAAGAUGGUGAUCAAAGUAGAGAUAAGGUCCGACAAAUGCCGCACCAAAGCCAUGACAGUUGUUGCUUCAGUAGUUGGGGUGGUUUCGGUGGGACUGCAAGGGGAGAAGAAGGACGAGCUCGUGCUGGUUGGAGAUGGAGUUGAUCCUGCUAACUUAACGAGAUGUUUGAGGAAAAGAGUUGGUCAUGCUGAUAUUGUUAAGCUGGAGGAAGUGAAAUAGCUAGGAGGAAACAGAAUCAUCAAUCAAUUGUUCCUUCCAACUUGUGUGUGAUACGUAUGCUUUUUGUGGGUCAUGGUAUUUAUUAGGUUCCUUUUUUUCCUUUGUAUGUGUGGAAGUUUAGAAUUUUCCUUUGAAAUUAUUUGAUAAAUAAUGUGUUACGUUUUUGACGAAAUAACAAUCUGUUUCAUAUUAAGAAUCUA